Messenger RNA from Triticum dicoccoides, 1593 nucleotides. RefSeq lists its product as uncharacterized. The transcript has 2 exons. The record is from RefSeq and is a predicted model, not a curated record. Gene Ontology annotation, cellular component: nucleus. The coding region runs from base 1 to 1215 and encodes 404 amino acids. Lineage: Eukaryota; Viridiplantae; Streptophyta; Magnoliopsida; Poales; Poaceae. Gene Ontology annotation, biological process: defense response to fungus.
AUGAGGGUCACCCGAGGUAUGCACCUGGAGGCCGAGGUCGCCCGGGACGUGUGGCGCGCCGGCGAGGUGGUCUGGGGCAACGGACACUCGUACGUCCUGCGGUGGUUCGACGGCGGCCCAGACUCCGGGCGCAUCCCGAGGGCGGGCGUCCGGCCGCUCCCGGAUCCAGCCGUCAAGCUGCCGGCGGACCUCGCCGCCGGCGACGACGUUGAUGUGUUCCACAGCAACCUGUGGAAGCGCGCCAAGGUCGUGGGCGCCGCCGGCCACGGUCAGUUCGAGGUCAAGAUCGCCGACUCGACCGAGGUCGUUGAGGCCGACCUGAGCGUGCUACGGCCCUGUAUGGUGUAUGGCGGAGGGGAGAAAGGCUGGGCUGUGAUUCAGAAGGGUGACAAAAUCCCCGUCGCAAGCGCCCAGCCAUGGCGCCCCGUCGCUGGCAAGAACAUCAAAAGCAAAGCCAAUAUCAAUGGAGGCGGCAAGUUCGCCGCGCAUGCCACCAAUCUCAAUCUGGGCGGCAAGACGAAGCGGAGCAACUACGCGGUGGACGCCGACAUUGUCCAGGACGUCAAGAGAUUUCAGGGCAACGUCUUCUUGGCCAAGAGAGAACCCGCAGCAAGGUACAGUGACAGCAACAUAGAGGUGAUGGAUGUACACCCAAGCCAUUACCUCAAGAAACGGGAGCAGGAGACCAGCAACAAACCCAACGAUGAAGAAAUUGAUGUGGUCGGAGGAGGAACGGACAGCGACAGCGACGAUGAUUCCAACAGUAGCAAGUCUGAUCCAUCGUCAUCUGCUGACAGCAGUGACGGAGACAGCAGCAGCAGCAGUGGCGGAAGCAACAGCAACGGUGGCCGCGCAGUUCCCGUCACCGGCGAGCAUUGCCAAGAAAAUCAAGAAGCUGCGACUCCAAGCUGCGAGGAAGAAGAGGAGCAAGAUUCCGAGGAGAGGACAGAGUCCCAUGCCAGCGCGGGAAUGCACCACCGCCUGGCCGAUGAGGAACAGGUGGUGAUGGUGAAGCAAGAUCAGCAGGUAGAGGAGCAUGAUCACCGCGUCCAUGGCCUGGAGCUGGAGGCCUACGUGAGCGUCAUGAAGGCCUUCUACUUCACGGGGCCGCUGACCUGGGCCAAGGAGGAGCUGCUGUCCGACCUCCGCCUGCAGCUCCACGUCUCCAGCGACGAGCACCUGCGAGCGAUAUGGCGUCUCAAGGGGAAGAAGUAAAGAAACUGCAGGCAGGCGUUUCAGUUCAACGGCGGCUAUUGCUGAUUGCUCUAGUUUGUAACCUGUCAAUCUGUGAUAGAUUACUGUACGUAGUUGGGAGUGUCAAGUCAGUCAUCAGUUGACUGGAUUUGAUUUGGAUCUCAGCCAAAGUUUGAUUAUGAUCAUUUUGGGUCCCAGUCAAAUUUUGAUUUUGAAAUUUGGGCCUGGAUCAUCGGUUCCAACUUCCAAAAUUAUUGCUGAUUGCUAAUUUGUCACCGGUGAUAAUUCAUUGUAGUUGGGACUUGGGAGUGUCUAAUGAUCAUUGGACUGAAAUUGAUUUGGGUCUCAGUCAAAUUUUGAUUUUGAUUGCUAACUUGUAACCUGUCAAUCUGUGAGAGA